AAACAAUCCCAUUUGAACACCAGCUAAGAAUCUGGUCACAUUUGACUCACAGACAACAUGAAUAAAUAAGGUUUAAGAUCCCUUGUGCUGCUACUUCACUCGAGCUCACUCAUCAAGCUUAGUUUCAUCAAGCUGCCAUUUGAAAGCUAUUGAAAAGCCAUUAACUGACAGGACUGUGAGAGCCGCAGUGCAGCAGCACACCUCAGUGCUGGAAGAAUGUGGCUGCAAGUGCACGCCAAUUAAAUCUUACUAUUCCUGGGGAUGUGGGAUUAGGAGCAGUGUCAAUCAAGUGUGUUACAAUAGCACGUGCAAUAGUCAUGGUUCAAGACACACAGAGGUUUAUCUUAACUCCAGCAGCUGGGUGAGAAUGACUUAGAAGCCUCCGCAAGAUCUUGGAACAGAAGCUACAUUAAAUAACGUAUUCUGAGGUAAACUGGAUACCUGAGGAAAGGCUCUAAAUAAUGAAUUCCUUAGGCAUGACAGUUGUAGCAGAAGAGAAUGCUGAAACCUGUAGGAAGACUACAGUCUGAGAUGAAAGAAUGUCUCAUUACCAUUUUAUCAAGUGCUGCUGUUUCCAGCUAUGUAAUGUUUUUCGAACACAUGACAUGGAAAUUGACCAGUGCUUGCUGGAGUCCCUCCCUUUAGGCCAGCGUCAGCGGUUGGUGAAGCGUAUGCGCUGUGAUCAAAUAAAGGCGUAUUAUGAAAGAGAAAAAGCUUUUCAGAAACAGGAAGGACAUGUGAAAAAAUUGAAACAUGGAAAGAAUCACCGAGUUCAUUUCAACCUCGCUGUUAUGAUACAGGAUGCAAUCAUACAUCAUGAUGACAAAGAAGUGCUACGGCUACUAAAGGAUGGUGCAGACCCUCACACUCUUAUUUCCUCAGGAGGCUCCUUGCUCCAUCUGUGUGCUCGUUAUGAUAAUACCUUUGCUGCAGAAAUUCUAAUUGACAGAGGAGUAAAUGUAAAUCAUCAGGAUGAGGAUUUUUGGACAUCAGUGCAUGUAGCCUGUGCAUGUGAUAAUCCUGAUAUUGUCCUGCUACUGUUAGUAGCUGGUGCCAAUGUGCUGCUGCAGGAUGUUAAUGGAAACAUUGCUCUUGAUUAUGCCAUUGAAGGGACAGAAUCCAGCUGCAUCCUUCUGACAUACCUGGAAGAAAAUGGUGUGGAUCUGAACUCACUGCGCCAGAUGAAGAUUCAGAGACCUAUGACAAUGUUCGCAGAUGUCAAACAACUUAUAUCGGCUGGAGGGAGUGUGAAUCAGAAGAAUGAUAAAGGAAUUACACUGCUGCACAUAGCCUGUGCAAAUGGGUACAAGGAUGUGGCAUCUCUGAUACUGGAUCAUGGUGCUGAUGUCAAUGUUGUGGAUAAUCAGUACUGGACCCCUCUGCAUUUAGCUGCAAAAUAUGGACAGACAAACCUUGUGAAACUGCUGUUGAUGCAUCAGGCAAACCCCAGUGUUCUCAACUGCAACGAUGAAAAACCCUCAGAUAUUGCAGCUUCUGAAUUCAUUGAGGAAAUGCUGCUGAAGGCUGAAACUGUCUGGGAGGAAAAAAUGAAAGACCCUUUAUCUGUUUCUACUUUAUCACAAGAGGAGCCAUAUGAAGAGAUCAUCCAUGAUCUGCCUGCACUUUCCAAUAAACUCAAUCCCCUGGCUUUGCCGAUUGCCAAACAAGACAGUUUGCUGGAAAAAGACACCAUGUUCAAAGAUGCAACAAAAGGCUUAUGUAAGCAGCAGUCUCAAGACACGGCAUCUGACAAUGUCACAGUGACUGACACAACCAAACUUGAACAGGUCAAGUUAAUGCCUCCAGCACCAAAUGAUGACCUGGCUACUCUGAGUGAGCUAACAGACAGCAGCCUGCUCUAUGAGAUUCAGAAACGUUUCAGUAACAAUCAGAUAUAUACCUACGUUGGAGAUAUACUGUUGCUGGUUAAUCCAUUUAAAGAACUUCCAAUUUAUUCCACUAUGGUCACCCAACUUUACCUAAGUGACUCUGGCAAACUGUGUUCCUCACUUCCCCCACAUAUAUUCUCCUGUGCUGAAAGGGCUUACCACAUGCUUUUCCAGGAGCGACGUCCUCAAUGCUUUAUUCUCAGUGGAGAACGUGGUUCUGGGAAAACUGAAGCCUGCAAACAAAUAGUGAAGCACCUGACAUGCAGAUCCAGUUCCAGCAGGUGUACCUUUGAUUCAAAGGUAAAACAUGUAAACUGUAUCUUGGAGGCUUUUGGACAUGCUAAAACAACCCUGAAUGAUUUGUCCAGCUGUUUUAUAAAAUAUUUUGAGCUGCAGUUCUGUGAGAAGAAAAAAGUAUUAACUGGAGCAAGGAUUUAUACGUACAUGCUGGAGAAGUCCCGUGUUGUCAUGCAGCCUCUCAACCAGAGCAAUUUUCUUGUUUUUUACUUGAUGGUGGAUGGGCUGUCGGCUGAAGAAAAGUACAGCCUGUACCUCAGUAACUUGUCUGCACACAGGUAUCUGAACCAGACUGUACUGGAGGAGACAUCAGUAACAGUGAACACUCUCAACAGAGAGAAAUUAGCUGUCCUAAAACAAGCCCUAACUGCUUUUGGAUUCAAUAACCUGGAGGUGGAGAACCUGUUUGUAAUUCUGUCGGCAAUUCUACAUCUUGGAGAUAUUCGGUUUACUGCUCUGACAGACGCUGAGACAGCAUUUGUGUCAGACCUGCAGCUACUAGAACAAGUCGCAGGAAUGUUGCAGGUAUCGCCAGAUGAACUUGCUUCAGCCUUAACAACUGAUGUCCAAUAUUUCAAAGGAGACAUGAUCACGAGGAGACACACUAUAGAGAUUGCAGAAUUUUACCGAGAUCUUUUGGCAAAGUCACUGUAUACUCGUUUAUUUAGUUUUUUAGUGAACACAAUCAACUACUACCUCCAGAAUCAAUAUGAGACCAGCAGUGACCAGGUAUUUGAAAUUGGAAUAUUGGAUAUCUUUGGGUUUGAGGAAUUUCAAAAGAAUACAUAUGAACAGCUGUGUGUCAACAUGAUCAAUGAGAAGAUACACCAGUAUAUCAGUGAAGUGCUUUUUCUACAAGAGGAAGCAGAAUGUGUACAGGAGGGAGUUACUAUGGAAACAACAUAUUCUCCUGGUAACCAUACAGAAGCCUUGGACUUUUUCUUUCAGAAGCCAACAGGUUUUUUGGCAAUGCUGGAUGAAGAAAGCCAAUCCAUUUGGUCAAUAGAACAGAAUCUUUCUAAACGCCUUCAAUCGUACCUGGAAACCUCAGAUACAAAUGCAGUAUAUUCUUCCACAAAAGAUGGAAAUGGCAAUGUAGCACCAAAGGAUCAGAGUCCUACCUUCACUGUUAUGCAUUACGCUGGACGGGUGACUUAUGAAACUGUUGGAGCUAUUGAAAAAAAUAAGGAUUCCCUUUCACAAAGUCUCCUAUUUGUAAUGAAAACUAGUGAAAAUAUAGUCAUCAAUCAGUUGUUCCAGUCUAAACUGACACAGACAGGAUCCCUUGUCCCUCCAUAUCAUUCUCUUAAAAUUAGAGGAUCCAAAGCAGCCUUGCUCAAUAAGAAAACAUCAGUAACCUACACAAGAGGAGAAGCAAAGAAAUAUAUGGAGCUCAGUAAGUUGUUGAAAAAGAAAGGAACUUCCACAUUUCUUCAGAGACUGGAACGAGGCGGCCCACUCACUAUGGCCACACAGCUCAGGAAAUCACUCUCAGAUAUUAUUGGAAAGCUUCAGAACUGCACACCUCAUUCUGUUCAUUGUAUCAAACCCAAUAACUCUAAGCUGCCAGACUCUUUUGAUAAUUUUUACGUGUCUGCCCAGCUGCAGUAUAUUGGUGUCCUAGAGAUGGUGAAAAUCAUACGGCAUGGUUAUCCAGUACGCCUCUCUUUCACUGACUUCUUGUCAAGGUAUAAGAACUUGUCUGAUACAGCACUGGGAGAGAAAAAGAAGUUAUCUGCCAAGGAGAAAUGUCGUCUUGUUCUUCAACAGUGUAAAUUACAAGGGUGGCAGAUAGGAGUCCAAAAAGUAUUUCUAAAGUACUGGCAAGCUGACCAUCUCAAUGAUUUGUGCCUUCAACUGCAGAGGAAAAUUAUAACUUGUCAAAAAGUUGUAAGAGGAUUUCUAGCUCGCCAGCGUUUGCUACAGAAGAUGAGCAUCAAACAGCAAGAGGUCACAUCAAUCAAAGGCUUUCUGCAGAAUGCAGAGGAUAUGGGGCUGAAAGCAUAUGAUGCUUUGGUCAUUCAGAAUGCUUCUGACAUUGCUCGGGAAAAUGACCAGCUCCGCAAUGAAAUGAAUGCUGCUUACUGUAGGGAAAAGUUAGAGGUUAGAAACAGGCAAGAAGAAGCCCCCAAAAGAGCUGAAGACAGGGGUGGGAAAGUCUCUGAGGACAGCUUUGCCGGCUGCCGUAUGCCUAAGCAUUUUCAUUCCAGUUCUGUGCCUGUCCCCAUGGCAGUGGAUGUCUUGGUACAUUCUGUGGCUGGAUCAUCCAUCAGAUCCCCCUCCCUGCACUCUGUGUUCAGCAUGGAUGAUAGUAAUAACCUGCCAUCACCAAGGAAACAGCCUCCUCCCAAACCAAAGAGGGACCCCAACACACGACUGAGCGCUUCAUACGAGGCCGUUAGCGCUUGCCUGUCGGCAGCUUCUAAGGAAACAGCUAAUGAAGUAUUGACCCGACCAAGGCCACACAGUGAUGAUUAUAGCACCAUGAAAAAGAUUCCUCCCAGAAAGCCAAAAAGAAGUCCCAACACAAAGCUCAGUGGCUCUUAUGAAGAGAUAUCUGGCCAAAAGCCUGGGGAUGUGAAACAUUCAAAUGUAUCUAAAACAGGUGGUCAUGACAUUAUGACAAUACAAAGAGCAGCUUCUGCUGAUGGGCCACAUCACAACACAUUGAGUUUGUGUAUGUCACAGGAAGAGGAGGAAACUGAGCCGGUGUAUAUUGAAAUGGUAGGGAAUGCUAUGAUGAAUAGUUCUGCUGAACCAGAAAGCCCAGACCAAGGAGAGUCUGUUUAUGAAGAGAUGAAAUAUUUUUUACCGGAAGAAGGCAGCAAUGGUAAUGGGAUGGUUCCAUUAGUGACCAGAUCUCCUCCGCUGCUGUUUGAGAUCAAAAACUCUGUACCAGUUGAAGAACUUGAUGCAAAUAAUCAAGCAGCCUUGGGCUAUAAAGACUCUUAUGACAUUCCAGCCCCUUUCCCAAACUUGCUUCCCCAUAGACCCCCACUUCUUGUGUUUCCUCCAACCCCUGUAACAUGCUCACCUGCUUCUGAUGAAUCACCCCUAACACCAUUAGAAGUGAAAAAGCUUCCUGUCCUGGAAACAAAUCUAAAAUACCCUGUGCAGUCAGAGGGUUCAAGUCCUCUAUCCCCACAGUAUUCCAAAAACCAGAAAGGGGAGAAUGAAAGGCCUUCAUCCCCAGGUUUGGCUGUAUUUAAUGUUUCAAGCAGAGUAUCUCCUCCUUCAACCCCUCCUCCUCCUCUCCCUCCCCCACCUCCUCCUAUGCCCCCAUCUGUUUCCUAUCGACCUUCUUCACAUUUUACUUUCCCCCUAGAGACUUGUGCUACUCUUCUGGUUAAUACAGGGAAAACAGGAACAAACUCAGAUCCAUCAAAAGUACCUCAGAGACCAAAUCCUGUUCAAGUUGGAGGUUCAUCUUCCCCAUUCUCCAAGCUGCCUUACUCCCCAGUAAAGGUGGCAAGAGCUGAGCACAGGAAAUCAAACUCCAACUCAUCAUCUAUACUUCCAUACAGCCCUACAAACUCAAGACCCUUGACCAGUCCCCUUGAUGAGUUAACUAGCUUGUUCAACUCAGGACGGAGUAUGCUUCGAAAGUCUGCGGCAGGAAGAAAGAUUAGGGAGCCUGAAGGUGUUGAAACUAAUAUGAACUUAACAAGCAGGGAAGAUCCCAACACAUCAGAAAUUGGAUCAGAAACCCAAGAUAAAAAUGCAAACAACCAUGGAACUCAAUCGUCUAAUCCACUGUCCAGUUCCGUAACUGCUGAAAAUGGAAAUUCAGUCUCAAAUGGUUUACUGGAGGAAAAUGAAUAUUCAAGACUGUCAGCCAACACUACAGCGAGCUCAUCAAAUCAAAGGCACAGGGAGAGCCACACUAGUCAGGUUAUCCACCAGCUCAGACUUUCAGAGAACGAGAGCGCUGCGCUGCAGGAACUCCUGGACUGGAGGCGAAAGCUGUGUGAAGAGAGAGGAGACUGGCAGAAAAUCCUGCACAACACCGAGCAAAGAAUCACAGCUCCUCCCCCACCUCCCUGUAAAAAGCCAACUCUGCUGAAGAAGGCAGAAGAUACACCCUGCAACAGAUUGUCUUCAGGGAUCUGGGAUACCACUAUGUGAUUUCAAUUGGUUUGUGUGUGGAGUAUUAGAAGUAAAACCAUCUAAUGAUUUCAAUCUGCAGAGUCAGCAGGUUUCUGCCCCUGCAAUGCAUGCAGGAUUCUCUACAAGCAUCCAUUCAAGAGCACAGGAAGCAGGAGUGACAUAGAUCUGUUGUGUGUGUGCGUGUGUGUGUAUAUAUGUGUGUUUAUUUCCUUUUUUAUAUAUGGGGACAAACUGCACUAUAAGUAUAUCGGUUAAAAAUACAAGAUAGUUACCUACUGCUCUCCCAUGGACAAUGAACAAAUUCUGUGUUAAGUGAGUGAGGAUAGGAAGACGUAAUUGGCAAACAGUUUGGAGAGAUUGGGGAAGUUUGUGUGCACACUGUACAGCUGUUUUAUAUAAUCCAAUAAUAUGAUGUUUCUUGUAUCUCAAUGAAUGGUUUUAUUAUAUUACCUAUACAUACAUAAUAGUUCUUUGUAGAUGUCUGUGUUUUAUUGGAAUUGCAAACAUGAUGAUUAUGUACAUGUUUAUUACUGGUAUUUUACAACUUUAUGCAAUUGGUGCUGUUGUUCUUUCUUCAGAAUACAGGUAAUAAAUACAGUACUGGUAUUAUUUUUUCAUGGUUUAUCCUUAAUAAUGUACUUAAAGUUGCAACACUGUGGUGGUGUUCUAGCACUGGCAAUGUCAACCUUAGAGCCAGAUCUUGAAACCCUUGCAAAACUGUCAUUUGCCAGUGAUGGUUAAUGCUGUUCACAUUCAAGAAUUAGAGAGCUCUGCUUUAUUAUGCCCCUAUGUUUCUGAAUGAGUGGACUCUUUUAAUUUCAUCUUGAAACUUAUUUCAUCCUGGGUUAUGUGAAAAAAUGAUGUACUCAUUUAAACUCUAAGUCUGGUUAUAAUUCAUAGCUGAUUAUGUAUAAGGUCAGGAGUCAGUGGAAAGAUACAUAAUAGUAACUAGGUAUGAAAGUACAACUUUGAUUUACUGAUCUAAGCCACAAGGCUUCAUGGAGAUGGGUGUAUUAAAGGAUUAUGUCCCUAUAGUGGUACAAAGCAUGUUUCAUUUAUACGUUAGAUUUCAUGUAAUAAAAUGGUCUCAUAAAUUGGAGAUUCUGGUUGGAGGACAUGAGUUCUCUGAGCAAUGAUACUAAUAUGAGAAUAACAUGCUGCUGGAAGCUAGUCAGCUAUUGUAUGGCAGUCUCUGAAAUAUUUCUUUGCCAUUAAAACGGCAUAAUUUAUAUAUCAACACACACAUAUAUAAAAAACGGAUUUUGUCAGGGGCUGCUUGCUUUAGGUCCUUGGCCUAUCUAGAGCUAACAUGAGACGCUCUUCCUGCUGGCCUGCCUUUUUCAAUCCUAUGAGGGAGACAGGGGAAAGGGGAUGUAUAUUUUUUUUAAAUAUAUUUUAAACUAACAUUUUAAAAUUUAAGCUAAGUUAAACAUUGGUCUCUGGCUGGAGGUGUUUUGACAAGCAGUUUUUAAUUUGGCUGUGAGGGGAAAUGUUUUUCUCUCCACUUGACAGAAAUUUCAGAUUAGCUGAGAAGCUAAAAUGCAAUCCCAUGUUUGCUUUUGUUUGGUAUGGGCUUUUUAGGGAGGAACUCUUAAAAUUGUAGCCCUAAGCCCCAGCCUGUUGUCCAGCUGCCUAGGCAGAACUAUGUCUUCUGUAUUACUAGAGAUUCAAACAUUCAGAAUAAUCAAGUAAGGGAAGGGACUGCAGUUAUCCCUUAGGCCAGUUGUGUGUGGACUAUACUGUAAUACUUAGCUGGGCCUAUUUACCCCAGCUGAGGAUGUUGCUCAUGAGGGGAUGUGGCAAUGACAUGCAACCACAGAGCAAUUAUGCCAAAGCCAAGAUUAUAAUGCAAAAAUCCAUGGUUUUUGCUUCCAUGCUCAAAUUACUAAGGCUUAUUGCCCCUCUGAUAUGUCCUUCAAAUACCUAUGCCUGAAAUUCUAUCCAUACUAUCAACUUAGACAGGAAAAUACAUUUAUUGAAUGUAAUUCAAAAUGGUGUUAUGUGAACAUAAACUAUGCGACCUCAUCUACAAACCUACCUAAAAGCUGUCUUAGAGCUGUGGUCAAUCUCUGUUAAAAGAGCAGAGAUGGGAUCAAAGCAACACUCUUCACCCUUGAAGAAUUUUAUAACAUGCUAAUACGGCGCCUGGAAAAUGAAAAGAUGCUAGCCUAGCAUUAUGAGCUGUUUCAGUGAUACAGUUACAUUUAACAAAUUGAUACAAAACUGAUGUAAUCAUUCUGCUAUUGUACACAGGGUGAUAGAAGCAUAUUACUGCAUUUCUAUUGGAUGCAGAAGGUUCUUGAUUUCAUUUUCAGGAUCUGAAGUCAGAAAGGUAGCUUCUGGGGUUCCUCUUUAAAGCAUGUAACCACAGUCUAAAACUGCAAAACAAACCACAAAUAAUAUGGAGAUAUUUUGAUUGAUAGUGAGCCCAGUAUCAACAAUGAACAGCUUUUAAUGUUGGAAGGCUAUCAGAUGAUGCAUUUAAAAUGCAAUAAAAACAUGUUUAAAAGAUUUCUCUAAUUGCAUUAAGAUACUCCAGAGUGUGAAUUAUAAGGUAAUAAUUCACACCUACUGUGUCCAGUGGUCCCGUGGCCUUUGGCCUCAUGCCUAACAAUGCAGUUGGUGUGGAAUUAUUAGACCAUAAUUCACAUCCUACCGUGUCUUAUUGCUUAAAUAACCACAUCCCCAGAGGUGUCUUAAAACUAAUAUUAAAGUUUAUAUGAUGGAUCAAAAUAUGUUUACAGGGCUGGAAAAACAUACUAUUGACAUUUUGAAAUGUCGAAAAGUAGUUUUAGCAGAACUGUAUGGUGCUUGUAAACUAAUCCCCCCUGUGGAAUAGGCACCAGCCAAUUAGAAUGGUUUUUGAGCGUAUGUCGUUCUCUCUUGUACUUUACAAAGUAGCUUAGACAAACAAAGCAUUGUGAGUUCAACAUUCUAAAGGGAUAGAUUGAACUCUGUGAACAUUCUUGUGCCAGUUUCCAGUGAACAAUCUGAAAUACACUUUAUACUGCAAUAAAGCAAGUUAUCUCCACAUUGUGCCUGAUUGUUUCACACAUAAAACAAUUACGCAAACUGAACUUCAUGCAAAUUGACAACUGGUACAGUACAUAAUGCUAAGAAUUAGACACAUGCUUUACAGCUUAUGAAAUUCCCAGCAUGGGUCUAAAGUCAACAAGAGUAAAUGAAAACAAAUAAAUAAAUAAAUAAGG
Molecule: messenger RNA, 9502 nt
Organism: Chelonia mydas (Green sea turtle)
Lineage: Eukaryota; Metazoa; Chordata; Testudines; Cheloniidae
Gene: MYO16
Product: myosin XVI
Exons: 35
Coding region: 540-6311 (1923 amino acids)
Biological process (GO): phosphatidylinositol 3-kinase/protein kinase B signal transduction; neuron projection morphogenesis; negative regulation of G1/S transition of mitotic cell cycle
Cellular component (GO): myosin complex; nucleoplasm; perinuclear region of cytoplasm
Molecular function (GO): protein phosphatase binding; cytoskeletal motor activity; actin filament binding
Source: RefSeq, a predicted model, not a curated record